Mercenaria mercenaria is the source of this 7601-nucleotide messenger RNA. Its product is annotated as brain-specific angiogenesis inhibitor 1-associated protein 2-like protein 2. The record is from RefSeq and is a predicted model, not a curated record. NCBI's taxonomy places the organism in Eukaryota, Metazoa, Mollusca, Bivalvia, Venerida, Veneridae. Gene Ontology annotation, cellular component: nucleoplasm; cytosol. The transcript has 15 exons. Gene Ontology annotation, molecular function: protein binding. Gene Ontology annotation, biological process: plasma membrane organization; positive regulation of actin filament polymerization; actin crosslink formation. Bases 293 to 2401 code for a protein of 702 amino acids.
CGAUCUUCUUCGGAUGGCCCGAGGUUCAGUAAGAAAUAGACAUGCCACGCCCAUCUAUUUUGUCGUCUGCAGCAAUCAAUAUAACAGGGGACAUAAUCGGGUUGCUACGUUGGGCAUAAAAGAGAAGUAACCGCAUAUCAAAAAUCGCGUGACGUAUGGCGGGUAAUCACACCUGUAAUUUAUCAGAUAGUCGGCACACGAAACUUCAUUGUGUGAUGUUAAACUUCACAGAUGACGGACGCGCAAAUAACCGUUAGAUUAUUGUGGAUUUAAGGGAAUUACAUGUAUCAAAAUGAAAAGUAAUACGGACAAUGUACAUAAAUUAACUGAGGCGGUUUACAAGAAUUUGGUAGAAAACUUCAACUCUGGCGUGAGACAGAUACUGUUGACAGGGAAAGCCUACUAUAAAGCAUUACAAGCGGUUACAGUGACGGCUCAAGCAUAUAAUGAUGCACUUGGUCGGGUUGGGUCUGCGGCUAAAAUCUGCAGAGGUGGUACAGAGGAGAUAGGAGAAGCCAUACUUCAGAUUACAGAAGCUCAAAAAGAAAUCCACAACAGAUUUGAAGAUAGUACAAAGGCAUUAUUCACAGAGCUCAUUCUUCCUUUAGAACAAAAACUGGAAAAGGAUUUCAAAAAAGCUCAUUCGGAUGCAAGAAAGUACACACAGGAACAUAAAGUUGUGUUGUCACCAUAUAAUAAAGCCUGUGAAUCACUGAAGAAAUUCAGAAAGAAAACAAAGAACAAACUGGUUUAUGACAAUGAAAAAGAAGCACAGCACAUGAGAGCUCUUGGAAAGUGCCAAGAAAAAUUAGACCAGUACAGAAUACAAGGUUUAAAAUUGGCAUUGCUUGAGGAACGCAGAUGCCACUGUUUUCUUUUACAACGACUAUGUGCAAUUUCCCAACUGAAGGCAGCAGGUCAUCGGCAUGGAGUGGAUGUUUAUUCAUCACUGCCAGAAUGGCAACAGAUUGGUUCAAAUCCUCACAUUCUCCCACCAUCAGCUGAUCAGCUUCUUAUGGAAUAUAUGGAUGAGCCAUAUGAACCAAUGAAUGGAGGCCCUAGUUACCUUAGCAAUGGUUUUCUCCAUAGAGACGGACAGGAGAGUCAGUCAUUGUCACGCAGUAACGAGUUCAGAAGGUCAAAAAGUACCCAUGAUAUAUAUAGACAGGCCAACCAUUUUGAUGGAACAAAAACAUUGCCACCUAGAACAGCAGCCCCACUGCCCCCACGUAGCCAGGUACAGGCCAUGUACACAUUCACAGCAGGCCUGGAUAAUCAACUCAGCUUCAUGGACGGAGAUUUGAUCACAAUUAUGGGAGAGAACUCUGAUGGCUGGCAGUAUGGUCAGAACAGCAACACACAAAAACUCGGGUGGUUUCCACUGUCCUUCACACAGCCAGUAGUCAACAGCAGUCAAGACAGUCCGGACUUUAAGUUAAGUCCAAGCCAAAGAUAUAAGAGUAUGGGAGAUUUGCUGGACAGUCGGUCAUUGUCAGAGUACACGCACCAGUAUGAACACGACAUUCCUGGUAACAUACGAAGACCAAAGUCACUGUAUGAGGGACCACAGCACGGGACCUCAGCUCCACAGGCAGGUGGACCCCUGGUCUCUGUUAACACAACAUACAACCCAGUCCCUACCCACACACAAUACCCUACCCCCCUCCUGUCACAGGCAGACUGUGACAACAUCUACCAACCUAUUCCCAUUCCCACAGACAACAUACAGCAGUUGCACAGCUUGUACACAGGGAGAGACAUGUCUCCGCACCACACUUCCUCUAUCUACACCUCGUACGGGAGGCCCAUGCAGGACUCGCAUCAGAGUGCUGCCAGCAGCUACAGCCCACAAGUUUCACCACCCCUCCCUCCUCCCCCAUCCCCGCCAAGGUUUUCCAGUCAACACACAACCCCACACCACAACCCCUACACAACCGCUUCGCAGCUACAGUCUAGAGCAAGCACACUCCCAGCCCAAACCACAAGUGUACGAAGUAUGAUGGGAGCUCCCCCUCCCCCUGCUCCAGCUGCCCCGCCUCCAGCGCCUCCACCACCGCCCCCUCCAGUAGUCACAUCCAAGCAUGAUGUGCCCCCACCUCCUCCGGUACCUACACCUGGUACCCCAGGACCUAAACAGCCAACAUAUGUUUCAACUGCAUCAAUUCUUUCCCAGCAGAAUGCACAGCUUGCAGGUAACCCUCACAUGACAGGAGCAUCAAGGUUUGGAAGUCCAGCAAGACAACAGCCCAGUCAACCACCCCCACCCCCUCCUUCUUCACAAAGGGCUGACAUACAGGAUGGAGAAAUCGAAGAAAAUGUGAAUUACCGCAGUAACCCGAUGUUUGCUACAGUUUCACUACGACAGACAAAGACAAAUGAUAGGUCAGCACCCAAGAUCUGAUGAGGGACAAAAUGGUUUAAUGUGCUUCAAAAACUGUUUUUGUUGUUACUCUGCUUUCUUUCAUAGGUCAAAGAGAGAGUGGAAACUAUAUACAUAUGCUAGUGUUUUUUUCUGAUGAUCUUGACUGAAAACCUUAAGCUGAAAUUUGGCAAAAUAUUCUGCAUAUAUAUAAGCUUUAUUCUUCAUAUUUGCAAUAUGUUGCAAUGUAAAACCUGACAGUAUUCCAAAUUGAGGCAUAUAUUAUAAGAUUCUUUCACUGGUUGUAGGUUCAGAUGGGAAUAUCCGGCCUUGAGGGUAACUGUUUAGGCGGUAACGAGGCUUCUUGCCCGAGAGCCGGAUAUUACCCGAGAGCCGGAUAUUCCCAUCUGCACCUAUAACCAGUGACAGAAUCUUUUUCUUGCAUAUCGAUUUCAAGAAAUAAUAAUAAAAAUAAAAUCAAUCGAACGGCUUUCUUUUUAGAACUAUUUCAUAUGGCAGUGUAUUUAAACAAAGCGCGGAAAACCAACGUCCGUAAACAGGAAAGACGUCAUGACAUUUCAAAACAAAUAACAAUGUUUAGUUCCGGUUUUGUUUUAUCAGUUGCAGCGUAAUGAAUUUUUGAUAAAAUAACAUGAUUUGAAUCGAGAAAUAUACUAUCAGAAACCAAUAGGAAUUGUCAAGGUAUUGAAUUUUUAUUCCAUUUUUUAAAUGAGAUAUAUAUUAGUACAUAAAUAUUCUACAUAUAUGUAGUUCGUAAUACGUCAUUUACAGCACGAGAGUCACCUUAUACCCCGGGGUGUAAGAUGGAUUUUUCUAGCACCGGUAAAGAUAUCGGAAAUCCCCGUCUGGUAUGCAAGAAAUCUGUUUUCUUGUUAAAAAAUGCGGAAUUUGAAAUUGGCAGUUGAAUUUUUAAAAUUAAGGAGUUUUGUUAUGAGCUGUUUUACUAUAUUAUUGUUAUUGUACAGAUUUUAACUUACUGUUUCAUGUUAUUGUAUAUAUAAAAUGAAGCAUUCCAUUCUUUGUGAUAUAUGGAAAAGAUACAAAACUUUUUAUCAGUUUGUAAUGGAGGAAUUUUCAAAUGUAAUUUAUAUUAAUAUUACAGUUAUUGAAUAUAUUUUGUUAUUAAAUCACUAGGUAAGACCUUGUUAAUAUCUAGUUUGAUAUAAACACCAAAUAAGUGUUCCUUGCUGUUGCCAAUGCCAAGGUUUCAGCUUUGAUUUUCCUUCAAUGAUUCUUUACUGAACAUUUUUACAAUGAGAAGAGACAAUAAUAAAACAGAUGUAAAGUGCUAUUCUCAGUUGAAACAAAAUUAUUUGAACUAGAUGAAGAGAGACAACGUAAAUCAGUAUGAGUGAGUUAUGUCCCUUGUUAAUUAUCAGUUUGCCAGUUUUGAGUAUGUUUUUGGUAACAGGGUAUUGUGAAUCAUAACAAUAUAUUAUAAAACAAUGAUAUAUGGUUAUACAGUACAAUACAAUGUAUAAAAAUAUUGUGACAAUACAAUAAAACAAAUCUUAAGAUUACCUGGAAUUUAACAAGUUUCUAUUACACUAUUAGGACCUUACUAAGUAGUAAUGUUAGUGGGGUAGAAAUAUUUGUAUUGAAUAAUAUUAUUGCCCCUAUAUUCCUGAAAUAAGAACUCCCAACUUUUAAUCACCUUCGACAACUUUCAGUCAAAUUUAAACAUGACUAAUUGUAUAAAUCUUAGGUAAGAGUAAUGUAGUUUAUGUUUGUUUUUGUGAGUAUGCUGAGCCAAGUCCGUGAUGAAUAAUGACAAGAAGUUAAAUUGCACCAACAGGUUUAGUACAUUCAAGGAGGUCUGGUAUAAAUGAGUUUAGCAAAUCAUGUUUAGAUGCAACUGAUUUACUAGAGAGAAAAAAACUUUUGGAAUAGGUGCAAUAAUUGUUAAAUUGUUUCCAAAAUUUUUAAUUGAUUGCAUUUUAGUCACUUUUUAAUUUAGUUUCAUUGUUCCCAAGGUAAUACACAUUCAACCCUGUAUAUAUUAACCAUACAUAUGCAUUUUAAUGUAGUUUCGUUUCAGCAGUGUUUUAUUAUAAUUUUGUUUUGUUAAUGUGUUUCAAGGUAGAGUUUGUUUGUAUAAUCUGAUAUUGUUUAUUAUAUACCACUUUUAUAUUUACACAACCAUGUUUAUAGCUUUACUAUUAUUGACUUGUUCAUUUUUCAGACUGGUUCUACAGUUUGUGUAUAUUUGUUUUGUCUGUAACUCUCAGAUAUUGUCAGAGCAACUAUUUUUUGGGAUUACCUCGUUAAUUUUAGGAACCACCUGUACAGAUACCUACCUGAACAGGACUGUUUAUACCAAAAAGGACUGACAAGUGAAGUAGUACAAAAUAUAGUUUCAUGUUAUUGAUUAAAUAUGGUAUAAUGAGUCAUAUAAAAAUGUGGCAGUUAAAUUAUUUAGUAAUUAAUAUUGCUUAUUGUAUUGAGAAAAGAUCUAUACUACUUACAUUACGACUGUUCACGUUUUAUUCAAUGAGAAAAUGUCUACAUACACAUAAUUGCUUAACAGCAAAUUUCAUGGGAGCAUUUUCAGAGGGUGAUGUUUUUCAUAACAGAUUAUUUUACUUUUAUGUAAUAUAACAUCUCAAUAGUUCUUUUAUUUUAUGUAAGAAGACAUGUUGUACUAACUGGCUAUAAUAUUUGUAUGGUUUUCAUAACAUUGAAAUGCUCUGAAGUACUGACAAUGAGGUCUCAAGACUGAAAUUGUUUAUAUGAAAUAAAAAAGGAACUGAAUUGGUAUAAUGUAACCCACAGGUGCAUUUAGUAAAGGGUUUUUAUCACUUGAAUGCUUAAAGAGAACCUAUAUUUACAGUUAGACAGACAAAAUGAGGCCCUCAUGUUAAACACAUUAUGAAACUUAAAAAUUUCUGUUUGUGAUACAGUAACAUUGCUUGUACAAGCUUAAAUGUUGGCCUCCAAGAAAAGCUACUUGGGUCAAACUAAGAUGUAAGGAAUUCUCAGAGUAGGAAUUUGAAUAAAAAUUUACUGAUGAUUUUAACCAUUAAUUACUGUUAUCAUUUCAAAUGUUGCAAUGAAGAUGGUCCAUUCUUCCAAGUAUAUGCAAGGUUUGCUUCUACUGGUUUAGUUGUUUCUGGUUUGGUUAUAACCUAGACUAUAUUUUGAAUUUUUGGACCUUACCUUAUUGUUACCAUUGAUACCAGUUGAUGUUAAUACAGCUUAUAUAUGCAUAGCACAUUGUCAUAUAGAACACUUACACAAGAAUAUGAUGUCAAAAUGGCCACCUAAGCAGUGGUAGUCAUUUUGUUUGAGUUUAUAAUUUAUGGUAUAAGUGCAUGUUCUUGAGUACCUGUUUUAUGAUUUUAUUAUACUAUUAGCUAAUUAUUAAACAUGCAUAUUUAUAUCAUAUAUCAUUAUAUGCCUCCUUAUAUAAAUUCAGGUCCAGAGUUUGUAUUGUUGACCAGUCUAUAGUUCAACAAUAAAUUUUCUUGGGCUAAAAUCAAAACUAGAAGAAAAAGAAAUAUGAAAACUUAUUUCAGAUGUCAUGUUAUAAAACACUUACUGAUGCUUGCUAGUCAAUAGUCAAAACUAUUUACCCUCAGUCCUUUGGAUCUCGGGCAGUAGUUUUGACUAAAGGCUAGCAGGCCGUUCAAUAAGUAUAUACUACAUGCUUACUAUCAUUCUGACAUUUUCUGAACUUAACUGUUAUUGCUUAAAAUUGUAAUUUGAUUUUGAAAUUUCUUUCAAUGUUAUAAGAUAGUUGUAAGGAAGAGGAAUUUCAAACAUCUACUUGUAAUGAUGCAUUCCUUUCCCCCCAUAUAUCUUAAAUUACCUUGUAGAAGCAAUUUUACGGAUUGUAAAAUAGAAUUCUGCUGUGGUGUAGUUUGCCCUACAUCUUGUGAAUUGUUUAAAAGAAAUGACUGAGUUGUUCAGCACAAUGCUGUACAGUAAUUAGCAUCAUGAGUUUGAUGAUUAAGUUACAUUGUGUCUAAACAAUGUAGACUAUACCAAAAAUAAAGACUGGAAUCACAACAAAGUAUGUGAGUGAAUGAAAUUUGAGGUUAACAGGAAAAAGUAGCUGAGAGAUUUAAAUGACUUAGUAGGGGCAUAUGUCUGUGAAACCCAGGAACUGUCUGUCAUCUGUUUUGCUCUCUACCAGUGUUUCACUUAUGAUUUGUCCCUGCCCCACCAUCUGUCUGACCAUCAGUCAUACAAAAUAAAAGAGUUUUUCAUAAAAUUUGUUAAGUAUAAAAAAUCCAUCUUGCAGUAGGGGACUUUCAUUGCUGGCCAGUAGUGUUGUUUUCUUUUUAAUAUGCUUCAAUUCGACAUGCCAUUUAGGAGAAGAAAGUAUGCAGGGUUUAGGCAGAAUAGCCGCUCGUGCAUUCAAAUAUGAGAAAUGUUGAUGCAAUGUAUGUUCAGUAACUUUUAAAGUAUAAUCACAUUUUGCAUAUUGUCAGUUACUUCCUUUCGUUUUGGAAUAAUGAGUUCAUUCUUGAAGAAAUGCUAGUCUGCUUCUCUGAUUUAAGUAACACUUGAAGAUUUCAAAUUUUGUUUCUAGUGAAACACUCGAAGCUUCAUCUUUAUUCGACAUGCCAUGGUCCGGAGCUUCAUCUGUAUUCGACAUGCCAUGGUCCGGAGAUUCUUAAAGGCAUGGUAAUCUGUCUACUGAGUGUUUUUGCAUUAAUCUGUACCUCGUAAGUGGGUUAAAAUUAAAAUGGUAAACAUAUUUAGCGCUUUUUCCCUCAUCCGUCAGAGGUUAGUCCUGGACCAGAGAACCGUAGUAUACAUUUGUACUUCUGUUAUCAGGAAUUUAUUUUAUGUCGGCCUCAAUGAUAAAUGUUGUGUAGAAAAGAAUUACAGAUUUUAACAGCAUAUGCAGUGAAUUAAGUUUUUAGGAACUUGGUCCUUGCUCUGCCAGAAAAAAGUUAUAUGCUGAUAAUACUUCUAUAACUUUCAGCAAAUCUUGACCUACAAUAUGCCCCUGGUUCGCGUUAGAUCAGUGUUUAUUUUGUAACUGUCUGUAUAUACGGGUUUUGAAGGAGUUAUAAUUGUUGAAUCCAGCAUACACUUGCUCUCCUCUGACACUUCACACUACAUUUUUGGUGCUAAUGUUUGUGUUCGUGCAACCAUGUUUACGUGAAAUAUGAAGUCGGGUAUUUGUUUUAUUAUUUGUAUGUUUGACGAAACCGUUCAACUCUUACCUUGUAUUGAAGUAUGUCUUGUUGAAAUAAAAGUUAUCAUAAAG